This is a messenger RNA of Drosophila mauritiana, 1460 nucleotides long. RefSeq lists its product as uncharacterized. Gene Ontology annotation, cellular component: nucleus. The record is from RefSeq and is a predicted model, not a curated record. The coding region runs from base 95 to 1243 and encodes 382 amino acids. Gene Ontology annotation, biological process: regulation of transcription by RNA polymerase II. The transcript has 2 exons. Gene Ontology annotation, molecular function: DNA-binding transcription factor activity, RNA polymerase II-specific; RNA polymerase II transcription regulatory region sequence-specific DNA binding. Lineage: Eukaryota; Metazoa; Arthropoda; Insecta; Diptera; Drosophilidae.
AUCUACAUUUUCCAGCUUGAUAAUGUUGGUACCAUCAAAUAAUUGUUGAUUUGUUAAGUUAUUAUUACAAAAUCGCUGACGAAAAGAGGCAAAUAUGUCGCAGACAUGCCAGGGAACGGAAACCCUGACGAUAGAGGCUCUAGAUUUCAUCUACGAGAACGAAAUGGAAUACUUGCACCUCAAACAAGCGCCCAAAAAGGAGGAGCAAGCCAAGGCUGUAAAGAUAAAGCGACUGACUUGCAACAUAAACGGCUGCACUUACUCCACGGACCGGAGGAGAGACUUGAGGCGCCACAGGCGGUCGCAGAAGCACAUGCUGCUGGAGUCCUACUCUGACUCCGAGUCCGAGGUGGAAUCGUCGCUGUUCUCGUGCAACGUCUGCGGCUACAAGACCGCCAAGCGGUAUUGCUUUGACCGGCACAAGGAGUCGCGGCGCCACAUCAUGAAGGAGCAGGAGGAGUGCGAGAAGCUGAUGGACGAGGCGGAGAGGGCGGAACAGCCGGUAAAACGCAUGAAAAGAGUGGAGGAGCCAUCGCCCUCGGAUGCGGAGGAAACACGAUACGCAAAAGACAUCCUGCACACGUGCACGCCAUGUGACUACAGCACCACUCGAAAAUCUCAACUCAAGAUGCAAGCAAAAAGCCAGGCGCAAAUUGAGGUUGUGCAAAGCCAGUUGAUGCGGAAUGAAUACAUACAGUAUCUGCCCCACGAGCAGGAACAGAUGGUUGAACUAUCUUUGGAGUCUGGGGAGACCGAGGACGAAUACCUCGCCUACAAGAAAGAGUUCAGCUCCACCAUGGAGUGCAAGCCCUGCGAAUACAGAACGGCCAGGAGAUUCUGCUUCGUUCGCCACAUGCGAUCGGAAAGGCACCUGGCCAAGAUUCAAGCUGAACUUGAUGGCCUGGAGGAAACUGAAGCUCUUGAGCCGGUAGAUUACUUGGAAGCGGAAAAUGAGCUGGAAGAGAUUGAUCAGAGAGAGGAUAGAACGGUUGUGGAGGUGCUUGAUAUGCAUGCUAUGGAAGAGUCAGAUAUUGUGGAGGAUAUACAGUUCCUAGAGGAGCCAAACGGACUGGAAGAGAUCGACAAUCUAGUGGAGAUCGACGGGGUGGUUCAAAUAGAGCCCAGCUUCGAAGUGAUAGAAUAUACAACUGCCGAAGAAAACGUUUACGAGGAGAUCGUGUACCUGACCACCGAAGACAGUCCGGAGGAUAUUUCCUACUUUAUCGCGCUGGACAAUGAAUAGAUUUGCCAUUUUCUCAACACUUGGUACUUUUACUUAGGUCGAAAGCCACCGAAUGGUUAAAUUACAAUCAAUGCAAUGACCAAACUUUAGAUAUUAUUGAACUUUACAAAAGUUGUUGACACUUGAUAAGCCAAAAAUUCUCGAAUUGUUAAAGUUCUAAGAAACAUUUAAAAUGAAAAGAAUUGAAGAGCUACGAAAAGGUUUCGUAAAUAUAUUU